This is a messenger RNA of Thecamonas trahens ATCC 50062, 3692 nucleotides long. RefSeq lists its product as uncharacterized. The transcript has 3 exons. Bases 27 to 3614 code for a protein of 1195 amino acids. Gene Ontology annotation, biological process: cell motility. The record is from RefSeq and is a predicted model, not a curated record. NCBI's taxonomy places the organism in Eukaryota, Apusomonadida, Apusomonadidae. Gene Ontology annotation, cellular component: motile cilium.
CUGUCUUUGCUGGCUUUCCUCCGUGUAUGUGUCAGACAACAAAGACAAGGAAUCCUCUGCUGGCCUCGUUGUGGUCGACUCGUCUGGCAUCUGCUUCUGUCUCUAGUAUGUACUCGGCGAGUGAUGGCAUCCAUGCUGGUGCUCUCACCCUUCGAUGUAUCAUCGCCUCCGUCUUGGCUCUACAGGACGUACCUUGGGCCUGGACUGCUUCGGGUAUGGCCAUCCUUGCGCUGAUCAUGCAAGGUCGUCAUCUCAUGGUGCCCUCUGCCCACACUCCCAUCGAUGCUCCCCUUGUCCCGCUCCUCUCCUGGGACAUCCGCGAUGCUGCCUUUGUCAUCUACGCCUUUGUCGUCGCUCUUCUCUACUACGACACCGAGGUCACCGACAAGUCCGAGGCGACCUACGGGAAGACCUUCCUCACCGAAGUCGACUUUGGCAUUGGCCGGACUGAUGAUCCGGUUCUGCUCAAGACCCUGUUUGCUGGCGAGGAGCUGCUGCCGCCGCUACAAGAGGCGCCAGCCGAGACCAAGAUCCAGCGGAUCGCCAAGAUCAAGGCCAAGAGCUUGCCUGAGUCGUACCGGAAGCACUCGCGCGACGAACGGGUGGUGCUCGAGUAUGUGGCCAACUUCCGGGCCCAGUUUGUGGCGCUGUAUCCGGAGCGGCCCGAUCCGCUGCUGGUGCGGCUCAACGAGGCUCUGGUGCCCAAGGUCGUGUCUACCACCCUGAGACCGAGCCAGCUUCGCUAUGACGAGGUCUACGAGUGGAAGGGCGCCGCUGAGUUUGUGGCCGACUACCUGUUGUAUGAGCGACUGGAGCCGCCGACGGCGCCGCCAGCUCAUCUUCCGUCGCCGACUGCGGUCUUGCAAUGGCGCGCCGGCGACGCCUUUGACUUUUCGGUUCUCCUCUGCUCGCUGCUGCUCGGCGUUGGCUACGACGCGUAUGUUGUCUACGGAUACGCCCACAAGUACCACACGCUACGCGAUCUCUCGCACGCCGCUUGUCCGGACAUCACUCCGCCGCCUCUACCCGAGGCCACAGAUGCCAAGCCACCGGCGCCGCGCUUUGUGGUCGGCUCGCGGGCUCGUCUCGAGUCGCGGUUUGAGGCCCGUGACGCCGAGGCUGCCGCCGCGUCCGAAGCGGAGCGUGCAGCUGCGCUGGCCAAAGCGAUGGAGGAGGAGAUUGCCGCUGAAGCCGCCGAGGCUGCGCGCGACGAGCUUGACGGGGCGCGGGUCCAUGCCUGGGUCCUUGUCAUGCCUGGGCCACGCGACAUCGAGAACGCGUUUUUCAUCGAAGCGACUACUGGCCACCAGGUCGACAUUGACGAUUCAUCUUACUACCGUAUCGAGAGUGUUUUCAACGCCUCGGGCGUGUGGAUCAACAUGCAAGAGUACCCGUCUCCAACGGCAUCUUCGAGCGAAAUCUCGCUCGAUCUCGACGAUCUCACCGCAUGGGAGCCGCUCAUGCUCCCUGCUGAUACUAUGGCCCGCUCCGAGUCGCGCAUGAUGCAGAGCCAGGCAAGCCUCGCCGACGACGGCGACGACUCGUCAACGUUUGUGGACGACCUCUCGUCCGACGGCGGGACGAUGUCGACGGGCAUGCCCGGUACAGCGUCGCGACUCUCGCUGCGAACACUGUCACGGGCGUCGGUGGACCACACGCAGGUGCAGGCUGGUAUGGUUGUCAAUCUCGCACCGUCGGAGCGCGUCGGCGAAGGCCUGCGCCUGGAGAUGCCGGCAUCGUGGGUGGAGAUGCUCGACGUGCCGCGCGAUGAAGUCGAGUCCCGCUAUCCCGGCGGCCGCAAGCGACUCCGGUAUGCCAAGGCUGUUGUCGACGUCUUUGCGCCGUAUGCUACUGCGGACGGCCUUGUCCGCAGAGUCAUUGAGCUGGGCGCGUCUGAGGCCAACGCUGCCAUUGUUGGCGUCGUCGAGCAUUACGCGCACCGGCCCGACAAGCUUGAGCGCCGUGAGUACCGUCCACUCGAGCACAUCACCCGCUGGGUCUACGGACCUGGCCGUGGCCACCACCUCAAGGCUGUCCACGACACGCCUACUUCGCUGAAACUGGAGUUCUACGCUUCGGCACGGCUUGAUCGGCUCGCCUCGCUCGAGGACGUCUACGGCGAGCGCUGGGAGGAGGUGUACGGCGAGCGUUGGGACGUCCAUGACGACGCGCUCCGCCGCCGGGUCCUGCACUACACGGGUAGUGCCGUUGAGAGCGUGCAGUCCCGCGGCAAGCCGCAGGAGACACCGGCGUUUGUGCUCGGCGGCUCGCGGCGGAGUCGGGCGCGCGGCUCUGCUCGCUCACAGGCUGCACCGAGCUCGACGCCACGACCAUUGCCGGCGGCGGCAGCCACCGACGCGCCGCGGGUGGCGCUGCAGGCGGAUCCGGCCGCCAAGCCAUUGCGUCCGGUUUCGCGGGCAACCGAGGAGCACGGUGACGAGGUAUCAGGGCCGAUCCAGCCGCCGAGCCGGCAUCCGCGGCCGGUGGCCAAGUACAGCUUUGGUCGGGACGGGAGCAUCGAGGUGCGGUACCACCGGCGGCAUGGGUUCGUGCUCCCGCGGGUCGAGACCUACACCCUCAACAGCAAGCUGCUGACGGGCGUCGAGCCCAAUGCCGCCGUGACCCACGCGACUCGCAAGGGUCCGCGCGGCAAGAUUGUCCGGCUUCAGGCCGAGGACUCGCUGCGCAACUCGUUCCACGGCGUGGCUUCGCUCAAGACGACCAACUCGGCGCACGGUGGGCACAGCGCGCCGCACCACGCAGCGCGCGCUCGCGCCAAGCAGCGCGCCGGCGGCCUACACAUCGACGUCCGAGUCGAACUCCUCCUCGAAGCUGUCGAGCAGGUCGGCAUCGAGCCCAUCAUUUGCACAGUCAAAGACGGACAUGAUCCCGAGCUCGAAGAUCCGCUUGCGCUGGAGCCGACGCCCGCCGAGCUGCUGGAGACGUACGCUCGGCUGGAGAGCGCGCGCAACGACAUGCUCUCGAGCUGCGAGGUCAAACAAGAAGAGUUCCGCACCAUCCUCCGGAUCCGCGACACCGAGGCCAAGUCGCUCGGCGACCUCGUGCUCUCCAUCUACGACGUCAAGCGGCGCAAGGCGCGGCGGGCGGCGGCCGGCCCCGACUCGCGAUCGGCGCCACGGCCCGAGAAGCUCCCCACGGCUGUGCUCACCGAGCAGCUCUUCACCAAAGAGUUUGACUUUCUUGCUCCGUACUACGACGCCGACGCGCCGCCGCGAAACAAGCACGAAGCGCUGCAGAUCAAGCGACAGUGCCUGCAGGACUUCCAGUCGCGGGUCCUCGAGCGGGCAGACAUCAUCCAGCGGCGGCUCGCCGAGCUCGACAAGGUGCUCCGCGACUCGCAGGAUGCCUUCAACCGCCAAGUCGACACCUCGCCUGAGCAAAACGAGGAGUACACCGAUACCAUGGCCACCCGCAUCUUCCAGAUCAACGUCCUCGCCUCGCGGCUCAAGGAGCUCAAGGACACCCACAAGGACCGCUAUGCAGAGCUCUCCCACAAGAUCGAGACCGAUCCACGACUGGCGCCCUUUUUUGCUACGCCUGCAGACUCUAAUUUUUCUCUCCCGAACGUCGUCUCCGCCGCGCUCCGCAAGUAGCUUCCCCCCCUUUCUCCCCUCAACGCAUGCGUGUCCACAAAAGAAGCCAAAAAACGCCAAAAAACCCCCCAAGCCAAC